AUGGCGGGUGGCGUUGUCAUGCUGGAGGGUCAUGUCAGGAUGAGCAGUAUGGCGGGUGGCAUCGUCAUGCUGGAGGGUCAUGUCAGGAUGAGCAGUAUGGCGGGUGGCAUCGUCAUGCUGGAGGGUCGUACUCUCCUAGAGAAGUUGUUCCUACAACAGGAAGAUGCCCAGCCAGAGGAAGCUGAGAAGCUGUGUUCUCGGAUUCUGGCCAUGGGUCUGUUACUACCCUUCACUGACUGCUUCAGAGACACAAUAGGAGGGUCCAACCCACAACUCGCUGCGCCAUGCAAGUUCCACCAAGACCAGCUGUACACGUGGGCAGCGGUCAGCCAGCCCCCCCACUCCAGGGAACACUUCGAGGGCCGGGCCCCCCUCCCUGGGCACCUGAAGACCCUGUGGCCCCCACCCAGACCUGUGGGAGACGAUAGACCAGGCCUCAUGUACACCGAGGAGGAACACCAGGCAGCCAUCUUGGGGCUGAAGAGACAUCAGAGGGAAGAAGUCAGCCAACUUCAGGAGGAGUCGGUGCUGAAAACAGUGAAGCUGAAAGAGGAGCACGUCAAUGUGAUCCAGCAGUUAGAACAGACCAUUGAGGACCUGCGGACUAAGAUAGCUGAGCUGGAGGAACAGCACCCCCUGCUGGACAGAGAUAUUAUUAGCAUUAAGGAGCCGGAGGCCGGUGUGGAGGGGGAUCGUUACCGGGAGGUCUGUCAUGUAGACCUACAGACUGAGGAGAGGAUAGUGAAGGAGGUCUGUCAUGUAGAUCUACAGACUGAGGAGAGGAUGGUGAAGGAGGUCUGUCAUGUAGAUCUACAGACUGAGGAGAGGAUAGUGAAGGAGGUCUGUCAUGUAGAUCUACAGACUGAGGAGAGGAUGGUGAAGGAGGUCUGUCAUGUAGAUCUACAGACUGAGGAGAGGAUGGUGAAGGAGGUCUGUCAUGUAGACCAACAGACUGACUGUCUCCUGAGUUGUCUGGAGGCCAAGUCUGUCCAGACGUCACCUAUGGAGGAAAGCUAUAAGUUUAAAGUGCCUUUACCGGACCAGAUGCCACCCUUGUUUGUGAAUGAGGCUGGAGGAGAGUCCUUUGUCUUCCUCCUGUCCCCUGAAACUCCCCCAGAACUGGCCCUGUCUCUACCCAUACCCUUCUCCCCUAAGGUCGCACCAGCAUUUGUCUGUACGUGCCAACAGCAGCCGAGUGGCAUUAAACCCCCCCCCACCUCCACCUCCUUUACCUGGUCACUCCAUGGCUCCUCCUCCUCCACCUCCUCUACCAGGGGUGCAAUGCCCCCACCACCAGCUCCACCUCCUCUACCAGGGGGGGGUGCAAUGCCCCCACCACCUCCUCCUCUACCAGGGGGUGCAAUGCCCCCACCACCUCCUCCACCUCCUCUACCAGGGAGUGCAAUGCCCCCACCACCUCCUCCACCUCCUCUACCAGGGGGUGCAAUGCCCCCACCACCUCCUCCACCUCCUCUACCAGGGGGUGCAAUGCCCCCACCACCUCCUCCACCUCCUCUACCAGGGGGUGCAAUGCCCCCACCACCCCCUCCCUUACCUGGGAUGAUAGGGAUGGGCCCUCCCCCACCCCCUCCACCAUUACCUGGGAUGGGAGGACCUCCUCCUCCUCCUCCUCCUGGCUGUGGCCCUCCUCCAUGUGCCCUGGGCUCCCUGGUCCCUCCGUUGCCCAUGGGACUGUAUGCUCUAGGCAUGGCCCAGGAGAAACCUCCCCGGAAAGGAGUGGUGGAGCCCCCCAGACCCAUGAAACCUCUCUACUGGACCAGGAUCCAGCUCAACUCAGCUCAACACAAAAAAGAGGUGAGCACGUCGCUGGUCUGGGACAAGAUACAGGAGCCUGAUGUGAACUUUGAGGAGUUCGUAGAGCUGUUCUCCAAGACUGCUGUGAAGGAGAAGAAGAAACCCCUGUCAGAUACCAUCACCAAGUCUAAAGCCAAACAGGUGAGAUCAGAUACCCUCCCCUAUUUACCCCUGUCAGGUUCCAGUCCUGUCCUAUCGUCCUGUCCUGUCCCAGUGCCCCCUGUCCUAUUGUCCAGUCCUAUCCUCCUGUCUAAUUGUCCAAUCACCCUCAUGUUUAUGUAG
This is a messenger RNA of Oncorhynchus keta (chum salmon), 2097 nucleotides long. Its product is annotated as formin-2-like. The record is from RefSeq and is a predicted model, not a curated record. Gene Ontology annotation, cellular component: actin filament; endoplasmic reticulum membrane; nucleus. Gene Ontology annotation, molecular function: microtubule binding. The transcript is spliced from 7 exons. NCBI's taxonomy places the organism in Eukaryota, Metazoa, Chordata, Actinopteri, Salmoniformes, Salmonidae. Bases 1 to 2097 code for a protein of 698 amino acids. Gene Ontology annotation, biological process: actin nucleation; intracellular transport.